UUUUUAAGGAAAAAUUUUCAGAGGACAAAAUGACUUCUAAUGUAAAUAAAAAGAAUAAAUAUUAUAAUCUCGAUGAGAUUCCCUCAACUUUUCAAUGCACAGAACUUGCCUUAAAUGCUUCAACAUCAAAAAAUAAAUUAAUUUCCAACACCUUUACUUUUACAAAUUUAAUGAAAAUUGCUCAAAAAAUUUUAAAUUUAUUUAAAGAAGACAAGAAUCAGGUUAUUGGGGUUGUAAUGGAAAAAAGUGCUUUGCUUGUUGGUGUUUUAAUUGGGUCAGGUUUUUUUUUAAUUUAAAAAAUAUUUUUGAAAGAAAGUGGAGAAAGCAGGGAUGUGACAGGCUUGGGAGAAGGGAUCGCAUUUAUAAAAAUUUCCUCCCGAUCAGGUUUCGUGGUUCAGGUCGAAAAAGCCCAUAUUUUCGGGUAACCCUUCCUAUCCCUGAGCCGCGGCCCUCCAAUUGUCUACCCCUUAAAAAAUUUUUUUCGUCCGGGAGCUCAUCCCCUCCCAUUAUUUCUUUUUCACACAAAAACACAUCCCUAAUAUUGCCUUCCCUCUCUUCCAUUCCUAAUUUCUGACCAUCAAAAAAUUUUUUUUUCGUCUC
Messenger RNA from Meloidogyne enterolobii, 600 nucleotides. The record is from the annotation of a GenBank genome assembly. NCBI's taxonomy places the organism in Eukaryota, Metazoa, Nematoda, Chromadorea, Rhabditida, Meloidogynidae.